UUUUAUCAGAGAGAGAAAUCUUCAGAAGCGACUUCCAAAACGAAGAGUACUUCUAUACCUGCUGUGGCAAAUGAGAAACAACUUCAAGCUGCUGCUGAAGAUAUGGCCCUAACAGAACUUUCGUCUCCACAGCCACAGUUUUCACCAGCCAGAGUUGUACUUGACAGCUUAAAUCUCUUAAAUGAAGAAAGCGUUGUCAAUCCACCAACGCCGAUAAAACUUCUUCAUCUGGUCUCGCCAAGGAGAUCCCCACGGCUCACUGCAUUGAGGGAUAUUGAAAAUGAAAACGAAAGCCUCAAAGCCAGAGUUUCCAUCCUGGAGAACCAGGUGUCAACAUUACAGUUCCACCAAAAUAAUCUGUGGUCGGAGUAUGAGAAACUUAGCUACACAGUAGCGACAUUAAGACAACAGUCCUGGAUGUCUCAGCCACAACUGACACCAACAACGUCCAAUGUCCAUCCUGUCGUGCCCACCCAUACGGUGCAUGAAACAUCAGCAGAUGAGGUAGAUAUAUUAGCGAUUUUAAGCAUGCCAAUCAUAACAUGUCAAUUUUUCUACUUGUAA
Pecten maximus is the source of this 564-nucleotide messenger RNA. RefSeq lists its product as uncharacterized. Lineage: Eukaryota; Metazoa; Mollusca; Bivalvia; Pectinida; Pectinidae. The record is from RefSeq and is a predicted model, not a curated record.